CCCUGUCACUCAGCCGUGACAGACGCCACACUGCUAGCUGUUUCGAAAAUGAAACUGGGGUCGAGUGGCUCUAAAGAAAACGAAAACAACACGGUUGUCAGAUAAAAACCGCGGCGCAUUCACUCUUUUAACCCGGUACAGCGGAGGCAGAACAACACAAGGGCUGGGAAUGUUGAGUAAACAGAGCUGGAUAGGACGUACUGUACUGCAAUGGAGGACAAUGUGGUAAGGCCUCAGUGGAAGCUGUAGCCUAAGUCUGUAGCAGCGGGCUCGGCUAUUUGGUGAGAGAGAAGCUGAUGUCACUAUGGCGCACUUCGACACAGAGUACCAGCGCCUGGAGGCGUCCUACAGCGACUCUCCCCCUGGGGAGGAGAACCUGCUGAUGCAUGUGCCUGAAGGAGCCAAAUCCCAAUGGCACCACAUAGAAAACCUGGACCUGUUUUUCCAGAGAGUCUAUAAUCUGCACCAGAAGAAUGGAUUCACCUGUAUGCUGCUGGGAGAGAUCUUUGAGCUUGUUCAGUUGCUGUUUGUGGUUGGCUUCACAGUGUUCCUAGCUAACUGUGUGGACUAUGACAUACUCUUUGCCAACAAGUUUGUAAAUCACACCGAUUCAUCUAAAGUCACCUUGCCUGAUGCCUUCCUCCCAGUGGAUGUCUGUAGUGCCCGUAUCCGAGACAAUUCAUUUGUGAUCUUCGUGCUGAUAAUCUCUGGUGUGUUUUGGCUACAUCGCCUGGUCAAAUUCAUCUACAACGUCUGCUGCUACUGGGAGAUCCGAUCCUUCUACAUCAACGCACUCAAGAUGACCAUGUCAGAACUCCCCUAUGCAACAUGGCAGGAGGUCCAGGCCAGGAUAGUGGAGAUCCAGAAGGAACACCAGAUCUGCAUCCAUAAAAAAGAACUGACAGAGCUUGACAUUUACCACCGCAUCCUCCGCUUUAAAAACUACAUGGUUGCCAUGGUGAACAAAUCACUCCUUCCUGUGCGGUUUCGACCUCCUGUACUCGGGGAGUGUGUGUUCUACACGCGGGGUCUCAAAUACAAUUUUGAGCUCAUCUUCUUUUGGGGGCCAGGCUCUCUGUUUGAGAAUGAGUGGAGCCUGAAACAAGAAUACAAGAGAGGAGGUAACAGGCUUGAGCUGGCAGACAGGCUGGCCUCCCGCAUUCUGUGGAUUGGGAUUGCCAAUCUGCUGCUGUGUCCAGUCAUUCUGGUGUGGCAGAUUCUCUACGCCUUCUUUAGUUACACAGAAGUGAUCAAGCGAGAGCCUGGUUCUCUGGGAGCGAGAUGCUGGUCUCUCUAUGGUCGAUGUUACCUGCGUCACUUCAAUGAGUUGGACCAUGAGCUCAUGUCACGCCUCAGCAAAGGGUACAAGGCCGCAUCCAAGUAUAUGAACUGUUUCCUCUCACCACUGCUGACGGUGGUUGCCAAAAAUGUAGCGUUUUUUGCCGGGUCCCUUCUGGCUGUCCUCAUCGCCCUGACUAUCUAUGAUGAAGAUGUUCUUGCUGUUGAACAUGUUCUCUCAUCCAUCACACUGCUUGGAGUGUGUAUCACAGUCUGCAGAUCAUUUAUUCCUGAUAAGCACAUGGUGUUUUGUCCUGAGCAGCUGUUACGGGUUAUCCUGGCUCAUAUCCAUUACAUGCCUGACCACUGGCAGGGCAAUGCACAUAGAUAUGAGACCCGAGACCAGUUCUCCCAGCUCUUCCAGUACAAAGCAGUGUUUAUUCUAGAAGAGCUGAUAAGUCCAGUGGUGACUCCCAUCAUCCUCAUCUUCUGUCUGAGGAGAAAGUCUCUAGAGAUCAUUGAUUUCUUCAGGAACUUCACUGUAGAGGUGGUCGGGGUUGGAGACACUUGCUCCUUUGCCCAGAUGGACAUCAGACAGCAUGGACACCCUGCGUGGAUGUCAGAAGGGAAGACAGAGGCGUCUAUCUACCAACAGGCAGAGGAUGGGAAGACAGAGUUAUCUCUGAUGCACUUUGCCAUCACCAACCCUCAGUGGCACCCUCCUCAGGAGACCACACACUUCAUCAGCCAGCUGAAAGAACGAGUUCACAGAGAGGCAACAGGGGCUUCAGACACACACCCACUCUCACUGUCUGAGUCUGAGCCAAGGAGCCUCAUUGCAAACCUCUUGGGAGGUCCAUCUACCCUGAACUCCGUUCAUUUCGGGAGGGACAGCUCUUUGACCAAUCAUGCAGCAGCUGGUCUAAGCGAUGGGGCAUCUGCCUUACGCUCCCUUUCCCCAAUCAGCAGCAGUCUUCACCUGAAAGGCAGUUUGAGUGCAGCUCACAGGGCUGGCCACACUUCAGCCAUGAGCAAAGCAAUGGCAAGCUCUGGGACUGAUGCCCGGACUGUGAGCUCAGGCAGCAGUGCAUGGGAGGGUCAACUCACCAGUCUGGUCCUGUCAGAGUAUGCCUCUACUGAGAUGAGCAUCCAUGCUCUCUACAUGCAUGAGCUACACAAGCAGCAGUCUCGUGGCGAGCAUUCCCGCCACACAUGGCACCGGCAGGAGAGUGAUGAGAGCAGCGACAGCGUCCCCGAUGAAGUGAGAAGCGAACCCAACCCUCACUCCAGAAAUUUCCCUCGCUCACACACUUUCCCCACCACAGUUCCCAGUCCCAGUGCCAUUCCUACUUCAGCUUCAGCCACCAGCAGUACCAUGCUGGGCCAGGGGGGGGCAUCAUCACAAAGCAGCACCCAACAGCGCUAUAGUGGACCUGCCACAGACUCUUUUGGUGCAGGGGGGAAGGUAGUGAGGUCAGCCCGUGUGCCCAUGGGCGGGUGGGCAGAGGACGGCCAGGCAGCACCACGACGCCAUGAGCCACUCCCAGAGGAGAGCUCAGAGGAUGAAAUGCCUCCUCACGUCCACAAGAUCACAUAACCAGGCCAUGUGAAUAAAUGUCAGCGUCCCACCCUCCAUAGACAAGCAAACACCCAUCCUCGUUCCUCAACGAAACAACAUAUGAAGACGGACAUGUGCAAGACUGCUGUACCAUGAUCCCUAAAAACACUUAAAUAGGGAAAUCAUCUGGACAUCUGACUGAUGCCACCAUCAACCUUUGAAGAUGCUACAUGACUUACUAUACAUGCCUAAACAGGCAGACAGGUUAUAUAUCUGAAUUUGUGUAUCAGAAGAGGACCUAGAAGAUCAAGUUAUUUCUAAUAGCAAUUGAUACUAUCAGAAUACACUACAGUCUUUGAUAAUUUCAAAAGAUUACAUAAUGAAAGUGCAUGUGUGAUGUAAACCAAAAUUCACCACUACUGGAGGCAUCCUUGGCACAUUGCCGCAGCAGAGACAUACACAUAUAUUUGCUCAAACUGUGAUCACAAUAAUUGAAGUAAUGCUAUCUGUAUUGUUUCCCCUUCUACAAAUCAGAUGAGCAUGAGAAGUUCAAUUUGAAGAAUGUGUUUUGUCCCUCAAACAAUAAUAGCAUUCACCUAAAUGUGCUCAGAAUGAGGCUGGUAACACACUGACUUUCAUUGUGUGUAUCUGUUCUUGUGAUAGUAGGAGGCUGUGUGUCUUACCCUGCGCUCUGUAUUUCAGCUGGCAUUCUGCCUCUUUGCAACAAAUAUGAAGGCAAAUAUUUUCAAAUUCACCGUUAACAUUAUAGCUUGACAUUUUAAAAGCAUUUUACUCCUGAGGAUUUUGUUUUUUAAUUAUUUUUGCAUUUAUUGCAUUAGAAAGUUAUUUCACAGGGUCUGGGAAUCUGUUUGCACAGAUGGCACAGAUAGUUGUUUAGAAAAUAUUUGUACAGCAUAGCCCGGUAUUCUGCACGCACACAUGUACUGUGUAAAUAAAUUUUAUCACAUUAUUUCACAGAAAUCAUUCAAAACAUUAAGUUAAUCAAAUUUACACAAUUAUAAGGCCAACAUGUUUGAAGUGGUAACCAGAGAUUUAACCCAGGUUUUUAUUAUCAUAAUUUUUUUCAACAGACUUGCAAAAGGGUGCAACAAACAAACAAGGAUGUUUUAAGCAUGUAGUAUUGACUCCUGUGCCAUACAAAAAGCCCUCAAGCACAAGUGCAUGACCAUCAUCCACACAUUCUUCUAAAGAGUUGUAACUCAUCCCACAAUAAGAAUAUUGUACAUUACCAUCCUCCACUUCUGCUUAAUCACAGCAUGACCUUUUCCUGUUCCCUGUCAUUAAGCCUCAGUUCUUUAAAAGAAUAAUGCACUUUAAUAAUUAGUUAACGCAGAGGGUAUCACUUGUUUGUAUGUGUAUGUUUUCAUAUAUAUAUAUUUUGUAAUUAUUUUAUUUAUCAAAAGGGACGUGCCAUGAUGAUUGACAGCUGUGAAUCAAGGUUGUGUUUGUAAACGUGGGUCGGGAUAAAGAAUCACUGUCGCACUGCUAACCUAUGCUGAUUAUUAUUAUCAUGCUCAAGGAUGCAGUGAUUCAGUGCGGUAACGUUAGACUAAAAGUGAUUGUGUUGGGAUGGGGGACGGGACGGUCGUUGUUUGUUUUAUAGAUCCUGUAAAAUACCAUUUUGUACAGCUGUAAAUUCAUCCAUUAAAGACAAUUAAGGCAA
Messenger RNA from Dicentrarchus labrax (European seabass), 4520 nucleotides. RefSeq names its product ATG9 autophagy related 9 homolog A (S. cerevisiae) (gene atg9a). The coding region runs from base 305 to 2875 and encodes 856 amino acids. NCBI's taxonomy places the organism in Eukaryota, Metazoa, Chordata, Actinopteri, Moronidae. The transcript has 21 exons. Gene Ontology annotation, biological process: autophagy of mitochondrion; protein localization to phagophore assembly site. The record is from RefSeq and is a predicted model, not a curated record. Gene Ontology annotation, cellular component: autophagosome; phagophore assembly site.